Erinaceus europaeus (western European hedgehog) is the source of this 2969-nucleotide messenger RNA. It is a transcript of the gene PLP1, whose product is annotated as proteolipid protein 1. Bases 126 to 959 code for a protein of 277 amino acids. Gene Ontology annotation, molecular function: structural constituent of myelin sheath. The record is from RefSeq and is a predicted model, not a curated record. Gene Ontology annotation, biological process: central nervous system myelination; axon development. The transcript is spliced from 7 exons. Lineage: Eukaryota; Metazoa; Chordata; Mammalia; Eulipotyphla; Erinaceidae. Gene Ontology annotation, cellular component: myelin sheath; plasma membrane.
CUCAGAGAGGAAAAGUAAAGGACCAAAGAAGGAGACUGGAGAGACGGGGAUCCUUCCUGCUGAACAAAGUCAGCUGCAAAGUAGACUAGGCAGUCGGCUUCUAUUGGAGUCAGAGUCCCAAAGACAUGGGGUUGUUAGAGUGCUGUGCAAGAUGUCUUGUAGGGGCCCCCUUUGCUUCCCUGGUGGCCACUGGAUUGUGUUUCUUUGGGGUGGCACUGUUCUGUGGAUGUGGACAUGAAGCACUCACUGGAACAGAAAAACUCAUUGAGACCUAUUUCUCUAAAAACUUCCAGGACUAUGAAUAUCUCAUCAAUGUGAUUCAUGCUUUCCAGUAUGUCAUCUAUGGAACUGCCUCUUUCUUCUUCCUUUAUGGGGCCCUCUUGCUGGCUGAGGGUUUCUACACCACUGGCGCAGUCAGGCAGAUCUUUGGCGACUACAAGACCACCAUCUGCGGCAAGGGCCUGAGUGCAACGGUAACAGGGGGCCAGAAGGGGAGGGGUUCCAGAGGCCAACAUCAAGCUCAUUCUUUGGAGCGGGUGUGUCAUUGUUUGGGAAAAUGGCUAGGACAUCCCGACAAGUUUGUGGGCAUCACCUAUGCCCUGACCGUUGUGUGGCUCCUGGUGUUUGCCUGCUCUGCUGUGCCUGUGUACAUUUAUUUCAACACCUGGACCACCUGCCAGUCAAUUGCCUUCCCCAGCAAGACCUCUGCCAGUAUAGGAACUCUCUGUGCUGAUGCCAGAAUGUAUGGUGUUCUUCCAUGGAAUGCUUUCCCUGGAAAAGUGUGUGGCUCUAACCUUCUGUCCAUCUGCAAAACAGCUGAGUUCCAAAUGACCUUCCACCUGUUUAUUGCUGCAUUUGUAGGGGCUGCAGCCACACUGGUUUCCUUGCUCACCUUCAUGAUUGCUGCCACUUACAACUUUGCCGUCCUUAAACUCAUGGGCCGAGGCACCAAGUUCUGAUCUUCUGUAGAAAUUCCCGUCUCUAAUAGCUAGGCUCUAACCAUUUAGCCUACAAUGCUGCAUCUCCUGUGUUAACUCUUUGCCUUUGUCACUGACUGGUCCUCUUCUUACUUGAUGAGUGUAACAGGAUAGGAGAGUCUUGAGGUAAUUAAUGUCUCUUUAUGGACUCUCCCCUCUUAUGUACCUCUUUUAGUCAUUUUGCUUCACAUCUGGUUCCUGCUUUUAAAAAUGGGAAAUUAUUAAGAUGAUGACUUCCCAACUUCAAAGUACAAAGAAAUGGAGGGUGUAAUUCAAAUUUCAAGCUUCUCCUGAGGGUCAAGAAACAUUUUCUUCUCAAAGGGAACUUCCACUGAUGGAAACAAAGUGGAAAGAAAGAUGCUCAGGUAGAGGUAAGGGAUAUUCCUAGUCACCUUGCUAUCAAGAGAGCCCAAAUUCUCUUUGGUAUACUAAACAGAGUACUCACUCCUGUCUCCCUGUUGUCACAAUAGAAGGAAAAAACUGUCAGGAAAAAAAUAAGAGCAUUUCCUCAAACCUUCCCAUUGCAUCUGAGAGAAGGGGUCAAAGCAAGGAUCUUUCACCAUAGAGAGAGAGAGAGCACUGACCCCAAUGGUGAUGGACUAUUUAAACCUUAACUCAGCCCAUCUUACUUAUAGUAUAAGGGAGUAUAUUGUCUGUGUACACUAAAGGGGCACCUGACCUUACACUUCAUUAGAGAAGAGAAUCAGGAUGUUGUCAGCAUCUCCUCACUCUCUUUUCCUUGAUAACAGCUACCAUGACAACCCUGUGGUUUCCAAGGAGCUGAGAAUAGAGAGAAGCAAACUCUUGGAAAAAGGCAGUCAAAGGAGCAGCAGUUAGCAAUGGUUAAUGGUGUAAACGAGUCAUCCCUCUGGUAGACACGGGAUAGUUAACUCUUUGGAUAGUAUAUCUUUUUUUUUUCUUCUGUUAAAUAGUUGUAUGCGCUGGCCUCUGUCUAUCUUCACAAUGGUGCUCUUUUUAUGGCGUAUUACUCAUUCAGUCAUAGUGAUUUGAAGAUCGUGACUUGUUUCAUAAUGAUGCACACUUCACAUUUUACAGUUUCACUUGUUUAAAGUGGUACCAGAAAGGCCUGGAUAAUGAUUCUUUGAUGCAAAAUUUUAACAAAUGAAAAUUUGGCAUUAAGCAUCACAGAUGCUAUUUAAGUUGGCUAGCUCCACACAUCUAUUUGUAUUGUUUACAAGUUAUUCUGCUCUUUCCAAAUAUGAAUUUGAAUAACAUAUUGGAUGGUUCUUUUGAGCUAAUGGGAGAUUAUUUGAUUUAACAGUGUUACCUUGGGAUGUUAAACAGCCAGGUUUAACGUAGCUAUUCUCUCCUGGUUUAUAUUACACGACCAAAAGCUAUCAGUUGUUCAGUUGGAAAGCUUCCAUGGGAAAGGAAAGGUGGGAUAAGUUUGAAAUCUGAACAGCACUAAGUAUUCAGUAUUUUCUUUCUGUAUUUGCUAAUUUGGGGUUUAAAAAAAUGAAAGACUGAUUUAUCUUUAUUGAAGAAAGGAUUUUGUGGAUAUGACUGUUGGUGACUCUUGUUGUAAAUAGUUGUUUUGUCCCCCACCCCCACCCCCUAUGUGGUUUCAGCAAUGUUUAAGGCGAUCUUUACAAAAAAGAUACUUGACAUUUUUUUUUGACAUUUGUUUUCAGACCAGUUUACAUGAUAAAUUUCCAGGUUGGAUAGAGGGAAGAGAUGGAAAAAGUUCUGUAAGAAACCAAUCAAGAUCAAGGAAAGUGAAAUAGUCCAUACCAUGUGUUUCAUUUUGAUUAAAUAACUCAACAAAUAACCAACCAUCCCCCUGAAAGCCUCCCAAGCAUACAUAUACACACAUACACAUACAAAGAGAGUUAAUCAACUGAAAAUCUUUCCUUCAUUUCUGAUAUAGAAUUCAGUCUUAACACACAUAAAGGAUAAACUUUAGGAAACUUAUCUUACAAAAUGUAUUUUAUAAAAUUAAAGAAAAUAAAAUUAAGAUUGUUCUUAAUCAAA